AGUAUAUUCUCGACAGGCUUAGUAGUCUCUCCGUAGCUCGCAGGAGUAAGCCAGAAGAUUUUAAGGACUCGCCACAAGCGAAUACUAUUGCUCUGCUUCUCCUACUUACUUUUGCAUCAGGAGUAGAAAUUUGAUUUUCAUUUAUUCCAAGCGACGACACGAACUAUCAAUAUCGUGCCGACGUCACCUCUGACUACACCAUCUCCUUGCUAUCAUCUAGUAAACCUAAAUCGCUGCGAAAAGAAAAAAUGCCGUCCCAACCCCCCUCGAUGAUGCCGGGCGAGGUCGAAGACAUCCCGAAACUGGAAAAGGACCACCCGUAUCAAAUGUAAAAAUGUCUGGGUCUGGAAACUUGUGAUGCAAGAAAGGGAAUAGUGAACUCACUAUGAUGCGCUGCCAAGCAUGACAAGUUUUUUUCAUGGUUCUGAGUUGCGUAUUCCGCAUGACAAACUGCGUUUUUUGCAUGACAGGGAGGAGGAGUUCUUCGCGGCCAUGCAACGCAGAAUUCAGAAUCAUGCCAGACUAGUAUGACAAAUCUUCUCGCAAUCUCCCAGACCCAGACAUUUUUACAUUUGAUAACCCGUCGGUCCAGAAAUUGCUGGAAUUCGACGCCAACUACAUGAAACUGGAGAAGGAGUUUAUGAAGGAAAGUUACAAGUUGACCCAGAAGUACCAAAAGAUGCAAGACGAGUUUUUGCAGAAACGAUCCGAGGUGGUCGCGGAGAAGGAGGAGGUCCCGAAUUUUUGGAUUCACGUGCUGAAAUCCCACCCCGUGCUGGCCGACGAGAUUAUGCCCCACGAUUUGCCGGUGUUGAAGCAUUUGAAGAACGUCCGAAGCGAAAACUUGCCGGACCCAGAGGAAAUGGGACAGAAUGGUAUAGAAGUUUUUUUGUAAAAAUGCUUGCAAGAACUUUUGUACUAGGGCGCUGGUCUUGCAUUUCUUCAUCCAUGUCAGCUGCAAAUUAGGCGGGGUGCGUACUACGUCAAUAAGUGGCACAGCAAUCACACAGUACAGACAGUCCCCGAGGAAAUGAAGUAUGAUGAUCAACAUGAAGAUGAAGUUGUCUGUUGUGAUUGUGUACCUCUUGUUGUCAGUAACGAACAAGACAUUUACUCUUACACACUUCCCGAAUAGGUUUCCAGAUCACCUUCGAGUUCGAAGAGAACGAUUUCAUGGAGCAGACCGAGUUGACAAAAAUCGUCGAAACCGAAUUUGUGUCCGAGCACUUGACCGAAAUCACCUGCAAAGAGGUGAAGAUGGUGGAGGACAUUAAGUGGAAGGUCGGAAAGGACGUUACGAUCGAAAUGAAAAAGCAGAGAGCGAACAAGAAAAACGCCUCAAAAAAGCCGGUAUUGAAGAAGGAACCGCGAAAAUCCUUUUUCCGAACCUUCUUCCGAACCAUUGACGUUGAGAAUCCGGAGGAAAUUCAAGAUUUGCUCAACAACGCGAUGCAGGAAAUGGGGUAUUCAUUUUUUCAGCUGCUUCGCGUGCAGCUUGCUUGUUAAGUGUGUUUUUUUUUUGUUUGCCAACACCGCCCAGACAGCGCAGUGAUGUGGCCCGGCGAUGCAAGUAAUUCGAAGAAAGUACUAUGCGUUUGCCAUUUGCAUUUUGAUGUACUAACUUAGUUGCCGUUGUGCAUUUUUCUUUUUCAUGUUUUAGUGUGUUUCAGUACAUGAAUUUUUUUUCCAAACAAAAUGACUUGAAUAACGAUGGUAUGGACGUCAAUUGGUUUGCCUUUUGCAGCAUUCACGCAUAGAUGCAAAAAAGUAAAUGAAAAGGGUGGGUUUUAUGCACUUUUCUGCGAAUUCUCGGUCGCGAUAUUUGUUAUGAUGCAAAGAAAAUAAAUUUAAGUGUCUCCUUUAUCUAAUCUCUGAGUGGAUCUUGCAUCACUCAAAAACAACGAGCAGAACACCAUGCAGAGUAACAUUAGUCUGCACGUUGUCGUGUGCGAUGAGCACGACAGUUGAUCAUAACCUGCAGCAUCACGGUAUUCCAGAUGUUGAGAGGAAUGACGCAAGGCGAAUCGGAAUUCCAAAUCACACAAAUUAAACAGCAUGGACCACGAGGAGGAGUUGGAUGAAGAGGAUCAGCAGGAGAUGUUCGAAGAAGCGCUGGAGAAAGUUCAAGACGACGCCUACGAAAUUGCCUGCACUCUGCACAACAACAUCAUUCCGCACGCGGUGAAAUUUUACACCGGCGACGCAAUGCCGCAGGACGAUGACGAGGGCGAAGAGGACGACGAGGAUGAGGUAGUUUUUGUCUUGUGCUGAUGUAACGCUCUUUUUUCUACGUUCAUUCUAUUUUUUGCGGGAGAUCAUGAUGAAACUGGUUUGCUGGAGCUAGUGGUGGCUUUCCCGAUCAUGCCGAACUAAGACCAUCCCUGCGAAUAACACAUGCUUCUUUACAUCAAUGAAAAAAAUUCAAACUUUCGAUAGGAUGACGAGGACGAGGAUGACGACGAAGAAUCGAUCGAGGGCUCGUCCGACGGGGAGGAUGGUGAGAAGAAGGAGAAGAUGCCGCCAAAGGAACUCUUCAAACCGUCUGAGGGGAACACGCUCGGUGAGGGCGGCGGCGACAAGAAAGUCAACUCGGAGGAGUGCAAGCAGCAGUGAGGAAUCAAUUUUGAUUCGAGGUUUGAUUUACCACCACGGGGCGGAGAUGUUGUAAUCUUGCUUGCUACAACGCCGGAAUAAAAAUGAAUCUCAUCAAUAGCUAACGAUGAAACGAUAAAGAGCCCAGGAACAAGGUCCUACGUCUGGCGAAUUGUAUUUGUUGAAGGUGAACGCAAGAAAUUCACAGGGAAUAGUACUAACUUGCAACUGCGACUUGGAUGUUGAAUGUUUCUUUCACGACGAAGUAUCGCGCUUAUCAACCCUUCUUUACGCAACAAAAGGGCGACAUGGUAGUACGAACGACAGAAGAUAGCAGCAGUGCCUGUUUUUCAGCAAAUCUAACGAACAGCUUCAGCUACUUGCACAAAUUCACCAGCAAGAGGAGUGACUAAGACGCUAAGAAAGUGACGAACGAAAGCGAACCAUGCAUCAGUACGAU
Amoebophrya sp. A120 is the source of this 3052-nucleotide messenger RNA. The record is from the annotation of a GenBank genome assembly. NCBI's taxonomy places the organism in Eukaryota, Dinophyceae, Syndiniales, Amoebophryaceae.